AUGCACUCGUUUGUGUGCUCGUUUGUGUGCUCGUUUGUGUGCUCGUUUGUGUGCUCGUUUGUGUGUGCUGUUUACCUUCAGCUCCCUCCCUCAGCCUCUCUCUGCAAGUUCCGGUACGAGCAGCAGAAGAAGAAGCGCGAGCAGCAGAAGAAGGCUGCUGCCAGCCGCCAGGAGCUCAAGGAACUCAAGAUGCGGUACAACAUUGACACGGGGGACUACAACGUGCGCCUCAAGCAGGCGCUCAAAUUCCUGCACGAUGGCGAUAAGGUGAAGCUGACGGCGCAGUUCAGAGGGCGCGAGAUGGAGUUCAAGGAGCUGGGGGUGAAGCUCUUUGAGAAGUUCCAACACGACGUCGCUGAGCUGGCGAUCGUGGAGUCGAAGGCGCAUCUGGAGGGGCGGUCGAUGCACAUGGUGCUGGCGCCCAACAAGGCCGUGCUGCAGCGCAUGGCUGCCGCCGAGGAAAAGAGCCGGCGGGCGGCGGAAAGGAGCAAGCGUGCCGAGACGCGUGGAGUGGUGUCUGGGAGUGAGAGUGACGGGGGGGAGAGUGGGGGGGAGAGUGAUGGGGAGAGCGAUGGGGAGGAGGUGGUGGAGGUUGUGAAAGAGAAAAGUGGGCGGCAAUAG
This is a messenger RNA of Closterium sp. NIES-65, 621 nucleotides long. Lineage: Eukaryota; Viridiplantae; Streptophyta; Zygnematophyceae; Desmidiales; Closteriaceae. The record is from the annotation of a GenBank genome assembly.